AUGGAGCAGCAGAACAAUAUUUUUGAUAUUGAGCUUUUGUCAUUAUGUCGCCGUCUUGAAAGCAAAUUGGUCGAUAAAUCUCCAAUGUUUGCAAAAAUAGUACAACCAAGUGAAGAUGACCCUUUGUUUAAAAUGCCUUGGUUGUCAAAAAUUCUAAUGACAGAGUUACUGUUACUUGAGAAUCAACUUCCAUGGUUUGUCUUGCACAGGUUAUUUGAUCUCACAAAGGUGGAUCACGGCGCAGAAACUCGCUCUCUUGUUGAGCUUCGAAAUAUAAUUCUUUCUGGAAGUGAUGAUGCUGGGGGAGAUUUUUUGCGAAUUCCUUGUGUAACUGACCUUCUGAAAGCUGGUAUUGACUUCACCGUUGGAGAAAAGACGGAACUAGUGAAGAUCAUAUUCGAAAAUGGAAUCUUGACAAUUCCACCAUUAGUAAUUUUAGAGAAUGCAGAAUCUUUAUAUGGCAACCUUAUUGCAUAUGAGCAAGUUAUGCGCAACCUUAUUGCAUAUGAGCAAUGUGACAGAAGUCUAAGAGAUAGAAUUACAGGUUAUGCUGCAUUUUUAGACAAUCUUAUCAAGUCAAGUGAAGAUCUUGAGUAUCUCAAGAAAAAAGGAAUUGUAUAUUUUUAUUUGAGUGCAGAGGAUAUAUCUAGUUUCUUCAACAGACUCUACAAAGAUGCUGAUCUUGUAAAUUACACUUACAGAAAGAUUUCAGAAGACGUCAAUGCAUACUGUGAAUCUCUUUGGCCUCGAUGGCGAACAAUGCUAUUGAGAGAUUACUUCAACAAUCCUUGGUCAACUAUGGCUUUUUUUUUUUGCGCCACUGUAAUUUUAGUUCUCACCUUCUUACAAACACUUUAUGCCAUGCUUUAUCACUAA
Messenger RNA from Jatropha curcas, 876 nucleotides. NCBI's taxonomy places the organism in Eukaryota, Viridiplantae, Streptophyta, Magnoliopsida, Malpighiales, Euphorbiaceae. The record is from RefSeq and is a predicted model, not a curated record.